This is a messenger RNA of Cetraspora pellucida, 217 nucleotides long. Lineage: Eukaryota; Fungi; Glomeromycota; Glomeromycetes; Diversisporales; Gigasporaceae. The record is from the annotation of a GenBank genome assembly.
GUUUGUAUUCAUCUUCCUACUCCUUCCAGUGGUUCUAGUCUGGAGAGUUCAGCUUUGUCCAGUUUUCAUAAUGCAUUUUAUGCUAUUAAUCAUGUAGGUAGUGUUGUUAUUAAAGUCAUUGUAUCUUUUGCUGAUGUAUUUGUUGAUUGUACUUUGGUGAGCGAGUUUGUUGAUGUGCUUAAGGGCUGUGUGGAGUUUAGUGACUUUGGUAGAAAAG